GGGUUCGAUAUUCACCGUAUAUAUUUCAUGUGAUGAACAAAGUACACAACGGUACACUCGACCCUCACGGCUGACCUGUGCCAGCACUAAACAUUUUGUGAAGUUGGCAAAAGUGUGAAAAGAUGGCAGAUUAUAGCAAGCUGGUGGAAGGUCUUCGCAGAUCCUUCAAAAGUGGAGUCACAAAAUCAUACGAAUGGCGCAGAAAGCAGCUAGAAGGUGUUCUCAGACUCUUGGAUGAAAACCGAGACAGAAUUGCAAAGUGCCUCAAAGAAGAUUUGAACAAGCCGACACUAGAAGCAACAAUGUAUGAGAUUGAUUACUCCAGAAAUGACUUGGUUGACACCAUGAAUAACUUGAAGGAAUGGAUGAAACCAGAAAAGGUAAAGAAGGGUUUACUGAACAUCAUGGACACUGCCUACAUUCAGAGGGAGCCAUUUGGAGUUGCUUUGGUCAUGGGUGCCUGGAAUUACCCCAUUCAGAUUACAAUUUUGCCUGUGUUUGGAGCACUUGCAGCUGGGAACUGUGUUGUCCUGAAGCCCUCAGAAUUAGCUGCCUCCACUGCUCAGCUUCUGGAGGAGUUAAUACCCAAGUACCUGGACAAUGACUGUGUAAAAGUUGUAAAUGGAGGAAUCCCCGAGACCACAGCUCUGCUUAAGGAGAGGUUUGAAUACAUUUUUUACACAGGGAACACAACAGUGGGAAAAAUUGUGAUGAAGGCUGCAGCAGAGUACCUAACCCCUGUGACCUUAGAGCUGGGUGGAAAGAGCCCUGUAUAUGUAGAUGAGAACAGUGACCUGAGUCUAGUGGCCAGAAGAAUAUCCUGGGGGAAGUUGGUCAAUUGUGGACAAACUUGUAUUGCCCCAGAUUAUGUCAUGUGUAAGAAAGAUGUGCAGGACAAGCUGGUGGAAGAAUGCAAGAAAGCAAUGGCAGAAUACUACCCAGAUCCUGCCAAAUCCGAGGACUACGGGAGAAUCAUAAAUGAAAGGCAUCUUCAUCGUAUUAAGAAGCUGAUUGAUGGAUCGGGGAAGCUGGCAAUUGGAGGAGAAGUCGAUGAAAGUCAGAAAUACAUAGCACCUACAGUUCUCACUGAUGUCAAACCUACAGACCCUGUCAUGCAGGAAGAGGUGUUUGGGCCAGUCCUUCCCAUUAUGCCCAUUAGCAGUGAUGAUGAAGCCAUUUCCUUCAUCAACAAGGGAGAGAAGCCUCUAGCCAUGUACAUUUUCUCCAAGAACCACGAUGUGGCCAAGAAGUUUUUGAAUAACACAAGCAGUGGAAGUUUCACAUUCAAUGAUACGAUGAUGCAGGCUGGGUUGAUGACAUUGCCAUUUGGAGGGGUUGGUUCCAGUGGUACAGGAGCCUAUCAUGGGUUCCAUACCUUUGACACCUUCUGCCACAAGAGAGCAGUUCUCGAAAGAAAGCAUGGGGGUGAAGGAAUGGUAGCAAUUCGAUAUCCGCCAUAUUCAGAGAAAAAAGGGAGCAUUGUUAGGUGGAUUAUGAAGAAAACGCCCAAUAAAUCGGGUUUACGAACCCUGGUUCCUUAUUUCUUGUUCGGAACUAUUUUUGCUGUUCUAUUCAAGGUCUAUGGAUUUCAUAAUAAAAUCCCAUUUCUACAAUGAUGACUUUAAAAAUGUGAUACCAUGCAACAUAUAUGCAAAUCAUAUUCACACAAUACGAGGAGCCUGAUGUUUUGUGUUGUGACACAUGCUUGCAUUGCUAUGUGUACAAUAAUUUUCUUCUAUGUUAUUAUAAAACAAAUCUGUGCAUGAAAAACUUUUAACAAAUAUUAUGUUAGCUAUCAGAAUUUAAAUUGUAUGUACUGCAUAGAGUUCUAUGAAUUUUAAUCAUUUAGUAUCAUGAUUAAACUUUUGCAUGUUGGAAGAAUUGACCUUGAAGGAUUUUAUAAUGUUUGUCUUGAAUCUUCUGUCUUCAAAAUUCUCUCUUGCUUUUAAUUAUAUUGUCUUUAAAUAUUCAUGUACCCCAUAUACAUUAUUUGGUUUUCUUUGUUUUUUGUUUUUUUUGUUUUCUUUUCAUUAAAUCAUUAACUAUAAAUUGAUUAGAGUUAAAAAAAAUAAUUUGAAUAGUUUUAAAAAUAAAAAAAAUACAUGUUAUAAGUUGCACAGUCUUUGGAAGAGUGACUUGCAUGUCUUAUACAUGUCCUAAAAAAUGUGUACAUGUAUAUUUACAAAAGACAGUGAGGUUGUUGUUACAAUUUGAUAGUAUUAUUUUUUGCAUGUUUUGAAAUCGAACUUUUAUAAUAAGAGUAUUUACCAGAAUUCAGAUACUGGCAUAUCUGUACAUGUAUUUACAAUGAGUAAAAUUUCUUUUAUAGAAAAGUCUCUAAAAACUAAAUACUAAUAAAUUUUCUUUAAACACGUUAUAAAUUUAAUCAUGAAUUACAUUGAAAUUUCAUGAUGAUAUACAUAUAUAUGCACGUGUAACAGUAGGUGAUGUAAUAGAUAUUGAUAUGCCAAUUGUAUAAGAUCAUUUAACUAAUUUAAAAAUUUGUUGGUUUUUUUUUUAUAUAUACAAAAAUGAUACAUGACUUUAUAACUUAUUAAAUUGUUCUUUAAUGAAUAAACUGUCAAAGUGGA
Messenger RNA from Ostrea edulis (European flat oyster), 2591 nucleotides. RefSeq names its product aldehyde dehydrogenase, dimeric NADP-preferring-like. Gene Ontology annotation, cellular component: cytoplasm. The coding region runs from base 123 to 1616 and encodes 497 amino acids. The transcript is spliced from 13 exons. Gene Ontology annotation, biological process: aldehyde metabolic process. Lineage: Eukaryota; Metazoa; Mollusca; Bivalvia; Ostreida; Ostreidae. Gene Ontology annotation, molecular function: aldehyde dehydrogenase (NAD+) activity. The record is from RefSeq and is a predicted model, not a curated record.